CUGACUAUAAUGCCCUCGCUAUGGCCGGGUCUUCGUUCGCUUGGGUCGAUUUAAAGAGCCAUGGUGGAGUCCGGUGCGAAUGGUGUGGGGAUCUGAAAGGGCCGCGCCUCUUCCUGUCGAUGGCCAGCUCCAAGGUGGUUAUUGGCGGCGUAAAGGCCGCCAGAGAGGUCACCCGGCGCGACUUCCCUGGGGACUUCGUCUUCGGAUCCGCCACCUCGGCUUACCAGGUAGAAGGAGCAAGAAGAGAGGGUGGAAAAGGAGAUAGCAUUUGGGAUAUUUUUUCAGGGAAAAAAGAGAACAUAAAGGAUGGAUGUAAUGGAGACAUUGCAGUAGAUCAAUAUCAUCGUUUCAAGGAGGAUGUGGAGCUUAUGUGCAUUCUAGGGUUUGGAGCUUAUCGAUUUUCUAUAGCUUGGACUCGAAUAUUUCCUGAUGGAUUAGGAAGUAAGAUCAGUGAGGAUGGAGUUGCUUAUUAUAACAGUUUGAUCGAUUUUCUACUAGAAAAAGGUAUACAGCCUUAUGCCACACUGUAUCAUUGGGACCUUCCAAAUAUUCUGCACGAGUCUAUAGGGGGAUGGCUGUCAGAGAAUAUUGUGCAAUAUUUUGCAUUGUAUGCUGAAGUUUGUUUUGAGAAGUUUGGAGACAGGGUGAAGCACUGGAUAACAAUCAAUGAACCACGACAAACAGCUAUUAAUGGAUAUGGUUAUGGUGUUUUUGCUCCUGGAAGACAUCAAAACUCAUCUGUGGAGCCUUAUUUAGCUGCCCAUUACCAACUUUUGGCUCAUGCAGCUGCUGUUUCUGUUUACCAGAAGAAAUUUAAGGAUACUCAAGGUGGUCUAAUUGGCCUGGUAGUGGAUUGUGAGUGGGCUGAACCAUUUUCUGAUAAACUGGAAGAUAAACUUGCUGCUGAGAGAUGGCUGGACUUUCAGCUUGGAUGGUAUCUGGAUCCAAUUUACCAUGGGGAGUAUCCCUUGUCUAUGCGCGAGAGGGUUGGAGAUCAACUUCCAAAAUUUUCAGAGGCAGAUAAGGAGUUGUUGAGGAAUUCAACUGAUUUUAUUGGUCUUAAUCAUUACACCACUAAGUUUGUUCGUCAUGUAGAAAACACAGGAGGUCUUCAUUUUUAUCAAGUUCAAGAAUCACAUAUCACAGCCAUAGGGAGUGAUGGUGAAGCUGUUGGUGCAAGGGCUGCAUCAGAAUGGCUCUACAUUGUUCCAUGGGGUUUACGGAAGCUUCUUAACUAUAUAGCAAAGCGCUACCACAAUCCUUCAAUAUACAUUACUGAGAAUGGCAUGGAUCAAGAAGAAACUGAAACAGCCAGUCUUGAGGAAUUACUCGAUGACCAAAUGAGAGUUGAUUACUAUAAAACAUACCUCAGAGCAGUUGCUGAUGCAAUCAAGGAUGGUGUCGAUGUCCGGGGAUAUUUUGCAUGGUCAUUCUUGGAUAAUUUCGAAUGGGCAGAAGGAUACACCAAACGGUUUGGGAUGGUCUAUAUCGACUACAAGAAUGGUCUUACUAGGUACCCCAAAUCGAGUGCCCUUUGGUUUUCUCAUUUCUUGAAGGAUGGUGAAGAAGAUUGCGGAAAAAAGGGAGAUCAAGAGUGAGAUUUCAUGCUAUAACCUUCAUGUUUCAUUAUCCAGAGUAUACUCUAUUGUGUCUUAUGCCCAAUAAGCUAUUAUCAAGCUCAAUUAAUUUCGAUUCGGUGGAGAAAAAUAGUGAUUUAAGGCUUUUUCAUUAGUGUUGAUGAAGACUUCUGCAUGUCAAGAUGACACUUUUUUUGUUUUAA
Messenger RNA from Zingiber officinale, 1780 nucleotides. Its product is annotated as beta-glucosidase 4-like. The transcript is spliced from 13 exons. Bases 21 to 1598 code for a protein of 525 amino acids. Gene Ontology annotation, biological process: carbohydrate metabolic process. Gene Ontology annotation, molecular function: beta-glucosidase activity. The record is from RefSeq and is a predicted model, not a curated record. NCBI's taxonomy places the organism in Eukaryota, Viridiplantae, Streptophyta, Magnoliopsida, Zingiberales, Zingiberaceae.